ACAGAAGAAGAUCAGGAUGUUUCGUUUCAUGGCGCGAAUGCGGCUUUGGCAGUCCUAUUUGAACACAAAAAGAUUUUAUUUCAUCUAGUUUACUUGUUUUCUUUUUCCACCAGUAAACUAUACUCGUUUAGAAUUGUGACCAAGCCCAUGAUGUUGAUCUUUAGACACUGGCUCAGUUAGAACUGUUAGCUAGCUGAGUGGCUAAAAAGGUGCUCGCGCAGAGGUGAGCCGCGGCUCGAGCUCCUGAAACUUUGUGAAGAUUUCUCGCAGCAUCUAGUCCACUAAAGUCCAGUCAGGGGUCAAGUGUAGUAAGUCUGGCUUGUCUAGGGAGUGUCCAGUUAUCUGGGUUGACAUUUUAACAGUCUCGUUUGGAACUGAAGCCAGGAUGUCCAAAGCGAGCCGGGAUGCGUACAUGGUGAAAUUUGUUGAAUGUAAUGGACAUAAAAGUGAGCUUGGCCUCAAAGCUUAUGAGGCCAUAGUGGAGCUGCAGUCUGAGAAAUAUGUGCAGACUAUUGAUGAAGGAGCUGUGCUGGAGUUGGAACACAAUGACAAGUCCUUGUACGUGUUCAGCGAUUUCACUAGUGAUGCAUUCGAGCACUGCAGGAAGCUGGGGUGCAGGAUAGUGAGUCCUCUAGUAGUGCUGUUCUGCCUGCAGCAGCAGAGAUGUGUACCAAAAGCAGAGCAACCAGUUUACAACAUGGCCAUGGCUGACGUUACAGUGUGCUGUACCAGUCUGGACAAAGAUGCACGGACAGAAGUAAUGGACUUGGUCCAGCUGAUGGGUGGACGCGUCUACCGAGACCUCAACGUGUCUGUCACUCACCUGGUAGCAGGUGAGGUGGGCAGUAAAAAGUACCUGGUGGCUGCCACCCUGGGGAAACCCAUCCUUUUACCUACCUGGGUCAGAGCAUGCUGGGAGAAAUCUCAGGACAGUAUGUUCCGGUACACAGACCUGCGUAUGGAGGAAUACCAGUGUCCUGUUCUCAAAGGCUGCACUGUGUGUGUGACUGGUCUAUCCACGGUGGAGCGUAAAGAGGUACAGAGACUAUGUGAACUGCAUGGAGGGAGCUACACUGGCCAGCUUAAAAUGAACGAAUGCACUCACCUCAUUGUCAACGAACCCUCAGGUCAGAAGUACGAGUUUGCAAAGAAGUGGAACGUGUACUGCAUCUCCAUUCACUGGCUCUUUGACAGUAUUGAGAAGGGCUUCUGUCAGGAUGAGAGUCGUUAUGCUGUAGAACGAGAGGACAAGAGGAAGGAGAAGCCCGGCAGACCCAACACCUCCACUCCCACUGGCUCAAAUAAGACAGAUGGACCAUCUUUGCUUGGACUGAGCCAUAUCUCAAAUGUCAGCAUGAAUGUCAACGAAACAGCCAUGACAACUGCAACAGUGAGCCGCAUAGAGACAGCUGAUCCAAUUGACUCAUUUGAUGUUACCCUCUGUCCAACAGAUGACUUAUUAGAUGGCUGCAAGCUAUACCUGUGUGGUGUGGUGGGGAAGAGGUUGGAGAAACUGCGGCGGUUGGUGAACUCUGCUGGAGGCCUGCGCUUUAACCAGCUUGGUGAAGAACUUACACACAUUGUGAUGGGAGACGCAGACCAGGAUGUCCAAAGCUUUCUUGCUAAAGCUUCUCAUAGGCCACAUAUCGUCACAGUGCAGUGGUUGCUGGACAGUUUCUCUCGUGGCUCUCUGCUUCCAGUGGAGAGCUACUUCCACCCUUCAUUCCUCCCUCCUGCUCCAACACACGUGGACAUUCCUGCCCCCCGCCCUGUUGCCUCACACCCCUCCAGGUCAUCUUUUGCUGCCCCGCCAGCCCCCAGCCCUAACCGACAUGCCAGGGCUGAGGAAGAAUUACUCUCGCAAUAUGUGGACAAUAACCAGACUGUAGUGGAGUUAGCUCCACCCCCAGAUAACAAAAACAACACUUGCGGGUCUGAAAUGCUAGAUCCAGCUGUACCAGGGCAUGGCUCCACUGUAGCUGAAUCCUCAGAGGGAGGUUUGUUUACUGGGAAACGCUUCCUCCUGGUGGGCUUCGGCACAGAAGCAGAAGGACAGCUCUCUACGUUGGUUGUGGAGAACUAUGGAAAGGUUUUGGUUGGCCGUUUCAGAGGCGUGGCUGAUUAUGCUAUAGUUCCUCUGCUAGGCUGUGAGGUGGAGGCCACAGUGGACGAAGUGGUCACAGACACCUGGCUGGCAAUGUGUGUGGAGCAGCAGUGCGUUCUGCCAGUGUCAUCUCAUCCAUUGUUCACCCCAGUAGUGGUGAAGGAGGGCUGCUCUCCUCUCAGAGACUGUGUGCUUUCAGUUAGCCAAUUUACCGGUGCAGAGAGAGAGUCACUCAUUCAGCUUUCCAGACAUCUGGGAGCAAGUGUACAGGACUAUUUUGUGCGCACUGCUAAUCAGAGGAAAGGCAUGCUGGCUAGCACUCACCUCGUCCUGCAGACUCCUGAGGGCACUAAGUACCAGGCAGCACAGAAAUGGGGGCUGCCUGCUGUGACGAUACGCUGGAUUCUAGAGUCUGCCAGAACGGGCAAACGUGCUGAGGAGAGACGCUAUCUGGUGGAUCUGCCGCCAUCUCCAGAGCACAGCGAGGACAGUUUCAUUGGAGCGUCUCAGAAAGCUGCAGACCCUCCCGUGCCUGUGCGUCUCUCUCCAGAGAUCCCUCUGCUAGGUCCACAGAGCAGCACCUCUGUAACACCGUUGGACAUGGGCCGUCUGCAGAGCCGCACUGUCCACUCCGUACUCCGCAAGCUGAAGAAAGGCGAGGAGGAGAAGGUGGAUGUCACAACCCCAGCUCAAGAAGACAGCAAAGGGAGCUUGCAGAAAGAACUUCAGCUUGAUACGCCAUCACGCUUCCUCAGUAGAGACAAGCUCUUCGGACCUUCCUUUAACAUUAAGGAUGUGUUUGACCAUUUAAAAACACCUGUUAAUAAGCCUCAGCAGAGCGAGGGGGCAGAGACUCCGCUAAGCGAGGUGAUAGAAAGGAAUUUAAAAGCAGCUGUGGCCAAUAGCAACCGUAGUCAUGUCAUGACCCUUGCUGCCCUGACUGCAAGUCCUCAUCUGGGCAAAGAGCCAGAACCUAAGAUAAAUGAACAGGUAGAGGAAAAGACUUCUUCAGCUCCACUUGCCGGAGUGGUGGUUUGUGUGAGUAAGAAACUCAGUAAAAAACAGAAUGAGCUAAAUGCAAUGGCUGCGUCCCUAGGAGCAGACUUCAGGUGGUCUUGUGAUGAUUCGGUCACCCACUAUAUCUACCAGGGCAAGGUGGGAGACAACACUAAAGAGUACAGGGCAGUGAAGGAGAGAGGUCUGCACAUAGUAUCCCAGCACUGGCUGCAGGCGUGUGCAGAGGAGCAGAAACGAGUGCCUGAGUCACUCUACCCUUUCACCUUUAACCCUAAAAUGAGCCUGAUGCUGAGCCAGGUGACAGACAGCACCCAGAAGUCUCCUCCCCUUUCCACCCCCCGCUCUAAACUCCGAACACUCAUCGAUGACGAUGAUGAUACAAGAAUGGGAGCUGUGGACUUCACAGCAGAUAUUUCUACUCCUCAGAGAGAACCUACAGAAAGAGAGCAGCAGCAACCAACCAGUAGUGAAAGGAAAGACUUGACAGAGACUCUGGAGAUGAGAGAGAACUUACAGAGGCAGCUACAGGAGAUUAUGUCUGCCACAAAGUUGACCAGUGGCCGGCGAGCAUCCUCUAGAUUGGCCCGAGGGGGUUCAGGGGGACUAGACUCUCCAAACACUCCAGAGAUUUUGGGUCGGAUGGGUAGACGCAGCAGGACACUGGAAGCUUUACGUAUGUCCCGUCAGGCUGCCGUGGAUGUGAACACAGAAGCGUCUCAGAGUGAGCAGAUAGUGUGGGAUGAUCCCACAGCAAGAGAGGAGAGGGCGAAGUUGGCUGAUAAUCUGCAGUGGCCAGGCAGCCCUUCUCAACAUUCAGAGCCUCUUGCCAUCCUCCCUCAACCACACACUGAUCAAAACGCUCGCGUCUCCAUGACCGACUCCGAACUGGUGGACAUGGCUGCCUAUGAUGUAAUAGAAGAGCACAUGAAACGGACAGAGACCCCACCAAGGGUUAAUACUGAGCCUGAGGGUCCGAAAAAGACUGAUGACCCUAGUACUGCUUUCUCCAUCUCCAAAUCUUCAAUGCUGGCUGAGUUACAGCUUGAGGAAGAGGAGGAGAUUGAGAAGAAAGUGGUGAAGAAGGAGCCUCCACGCUUCCAGCUGUCUUCACUUAACCCACAGGAACGUAUUGAUUACAGUCACCUCAUAGAGGAGCUGGGUGGUAUCUUACUAGAAAAGCAGUGUUUUGACCCUAGCUGUACUCACAUCAUCGUGGGUUAUCCUCUAAGGAAUGAGAAAUACCUGGCUGCAAUGGCAGCUGGCAAAUGGAUCCUUCAUCGCUCAUACCUGGAGGCCUGUCGUGCUGAGGGAUACUUCAUACCAGAGGAGGAUUAUGAAUGGGGUAGCCAAUCUAUUUUGGAUGUUCUUCCUUCCAUAAACUCCCAACAGAAGAGACUGGCACUAGCAGCCUUGCGUUGGAGAAAAUCAUUGCAGGGUUGCAAAGAUAAAGAUGGUGCGUUUGGUGGCUGGACAGUGAUGUUGAACAUAGACCAGGCCAGAGAUGCAGGAUUCAGAAGAUUGCUGCAGUCUGGAGGAGCAAAGGUGUUGCCAAGCCCAUCUCCCUCUCUGUAUAAGGAAACCACUCAUCUCUUCGCAGACUUCAGUCGCCUGGGACCAAAUGAUGUGAGAGUGGAUGUGACUGAGGCUAUGGCUUAUGGAGUUAAAUGCCUCAGGCCUGAGUACAUUGCUGAUUACCUCAUGCAGGAACCCUCACCACCAAUGGAUGCAUAUUAUGUUCCAGGAGCAGCGGCGAAUGGGCUUCCUGAGAACUCGCACCAAGACCAGAACACCCCCUCACGCAAGCGCAAGGCCUCCGAGGACAUAUCCGCUGUGAAGAAGAGCAGGGUUAGGUGAAAUCUGUUUUAGCUCAGAGAUAAGUCAUUUAAAUGUGAACUGUUAACAUAAUUAUAUACUUGUUUUGUUUAAUGAAAAUAAAUGCACUUUUACUAAAAAAAAUCGAUGUCGUGGUGCUACUUAGCAUUUAUGAACAUGCUUUUAUUUAUCA
Hemibagrus wyckioides is the source of this 5126-nucleotide messenger RNA. It is a transcript of the gene topbp1, whose product is annotated as DNA topoisomerase II binding protein 1. The transcript is spliced from 29 exons. NCBI's taxonomy places the organism in Eukaryota, Metazoa, Chordata, Actinopteri, Siluriformes, Bagridae. Bases 386 to 4975 code for a protein of 1529 amino acids. The record is from RefSeq and is a predicted model, not a curated record. Gene Ontology annotation, biological process: mitotic G2 DNA damage checkpoint signaling; mitotic DNA replication checkpoint signaling; DNA replication initiation.